AUGAGGCUGCCAGGCCUGCAGGCGGCAGCCGCCUCCCCCGGCCCGUCCGCCCGCCCGCCCGUCUCCGCGGCUGCAGCGCCCGGCCCGGGGGAGCCUCCUGCAAUGACGGACGACGCCGUGAAGCUGCUGCUGCGCCGCUUUUACACCCUGCAGGGGGAGCGGGUGGAAGCCUAUCGGCUCUUUGAGGAGGGCCACCGGGCAUAUCUGAGCAGUGGGCCGCACUACGACUUCCUCCGCUACCGGCAGCUGGUGCAUGAGAUCACACUGGCCUUCAGCGGCAUCUCCCGGGAGAUCCUGCAGAUCAAGGAGCAGCUCCAGGCGGAGCACGGGCGGCCAGAACUCGCCCAGCACCUGUCCAGGGUCCAGCAGAAGGAGAAGGAGAAGCUAGAGCUGACGGCCCAGCUGCAGCUCGCCAGGCAGAACGUGCAGGACCAGCCCUGCGUGCCGGCCCACCAGCAGGAGGUGCAAGAGCUGAAAUACAAGCUAAUUAAAACCAUUGAGGCAAUCAGCGAAAUUCUCCAGGACCUCAAGUACGAUUCGGAAGAAGCCGAGUGAUGGGUCUCCCCGUGGGAAUGGCCGGAGGAGGCGGGAAGCGCUGGAGGGGGCCAGCUGGGUGGAGCGCUGGGCUGCACUGCGGGGCUCUUGCUCACGUCGGGGUCUCGCUCCCCAUGGCGGGAUCCUCUCCCCAGCAAACCCCUGCGAGAGACACGUCCAGGGCCCUCUCUGCCAGGCGGGUAGCGGCCUUUGCAACGGAGGAGCAGCUCGACGCUGGGCUGUCCCAGCACAGGGGCAGGUUUGCUAAAGGGCUCCACAGCCAGCAGCUCCCAGUGGGAACAAUAGGGAACCCCCCUCCCGUGCUGAGUGCAAUGGAGAACCCCCCACUGAGAGCAUCGGGGCUGAGCUCCUUUGACAAGCUUUCCCCCAGCGUCCAGUUCGGUGCUGAGCUCCUUUGACAAGCUUUCCCCUAGCGUCCAGUUCGGUGCUGAGCUCCCUUGACAAGCUUUCCCCAGCGUCCAGUUCGGUGCUGAGCUCCUUUGACAAGCUUUCCCCUAGCGUCCAGUUCGGUGCUGAGCUCCCUUGACAAGCUUUCCCUAGCGUCCAGUUCGGUGCUGAGCUCCUUUGACAAGCUUUCCCCUAGCGUCCAGUUCGGUGCUGAGCUCCUUUGACAAGCUUUCCCCUAGCGUCCAGUUCGGUGCUGAGCUCCUUUGACAAGCUUUCCCCUAGCGUCCAGUUCGGUGCUGAGCUCCCUUGACAAGCUUUCCCCUAGCGUCCAGUUCGGUGCUGAGCUCCUUUGACAAGCUUUCCCCAGCGUCCAGUUCGGUGCUGAGCUCCUUUGACAAGCUUUCCCUAGCGUCCAGUUCGGUGCUGAGCUCCUUUGACAAGCUUUCCCCAGCGUCCAGUUCGGUGCUGAGCUCCCUUGACAAGCUUUCCCCAGCGUCCAGUUCGGUGCUGAGCUCCCUUGACAAGCUUUCCCCUAGCGUCCAGUUCGGUGCUGAGCUCCCUUGACAAGCUUUCCCCCAGCGUCCAGUUCGGUGCUGAGCUCCUUUGACAAGCUUUCCCCAGCGUCCAGUUCGGUGCUGAGCUCCCUUGACAAGCUUUCCCCAGCGUCCAGUUCGGUGCUGAGCUCCCUUGACAAGCUUUCCCCUAGCGUCCAGUUCGGUGCUGAGCUCCCUUGACAAGCUUUCCCCAGCGUCCAGUUCGGUGCUGAGCUCCCUUGACAAGCUUUCCCCUAGCGUCCAGUUCGGUGCUGAGCUCCCUUGACAAGCUUUCCCCUAGCGUCCAGUUCGGUGCUGAGCUCCUUUGACAAGCUUUCCCCAGCGUCCAGUUCGGUGCUGAGCUCCCUUGACAAGCUUUCCCCAGCGUCCAGUUCGGUGCCGGGUGGGGGCCCUCGAGCCCAUCGGGCAGCCGAGACAUGUCGCUGUCUGUCCAGCAGGGCUGAACGCCCCCUCCCCCCAGGCCCCUUCCCCUGCAGAGCCAGGGGCCCUUUGAGUGCAGACAGAGCCAAACCUGCAGAUUUGGGGAGGGAUCUUCCAAGUGCCAAGGUGGCUGUGGGGGGUUUCCAUGCUCCUAAAUCCUCUGGGUGCUUGGGAACCCCCCGCCCCCUCCCCGGUGCAGCAAAGUGUUUUAACCACGGCCUGCGACCUCUUUCAAGGCAGUUCGUUUUAAGAAUGAAGCAAAGAACUCUGGCGCUAUGAAGGCAGGGAACGUUCUGCAGCGCGGUCUUGUGCUCGCUGACUGGGGUGGCGGCGCUGGUUUGUGGCUCAAUAAAAGGCAGGCUGGA
Malaclemys terrapin pileata is the source of this 2281-nucleotide messenger RNA. RefSeq names its product required for excision 1-B domain containing (gene REX1BD). The record is from RefSeq and is a predicted model, not a curated record. The transcript has 5 exons. Bases 1 to 555 code for a protein of 184 amino acids. Lineage: Eukaryota; Metazoa; Chordata; Testudines; Emydidae.